GGCAGGCUGUUAUUAUGUGUGCGUGAGUCCCACUCCCAUCUCUUCUGUCGGUUGCUAUCUUCGACUCUUUGCGACAUAGUGCCGUCGAUCUCCAGUGAUACUAUGCCAUAUGUGUGACCCGCCCACGAUCGGUCCAACAGUACCUCGAGCUUCAGGACGGGGGUCAACCAGACCGCGGCACACGAGAAACCACAGUCUCGUACGCCGUAUAGAGAGAGUGUGUGUGAGAGAGAGAAAGAGGGAGGAGAUACAUACAAGUUGGGCGACAUGUCGCUCAAGCAAGAGAUAGAAACCUGGGUUGCUGCGCUGGCCGCAUAUGAUCACAACGAGUUCGACAGUGCCAUCAAGUGCUUUGAACAGAUAUCAGACACGUCGAAGAUCCUCUUCAAUUGUGGUGUGAUCCAUGCCACCCUCGGGGAGCAUGGAAGGGCUGUGGAGUGUUACCAACGCGCUGUACAGCUCGACCAGUACCUCGCCAUUGCCUACUUCCAGCAAGGAGUGAGCAACUUUCUGAUGGGCGACUUUGAGGAAGCGCUGGCCAACUUCAACGAUACCCUGCUCUACCUCCGCGGCAACAACAACAUCGACUACGAGCAACUGGGCUUGAAGUUCAAGCUCUACUCGUGCGAAGUCUUAUUCAAUCGCGGACUAUGCUAUAUCUACCUGCAACAGAAAGAUGUCGGCAUGCAAGACCUGAUCUUUGCAACCAGGGAGAAGAUGGUACCGGAUCAUGACGUGAUCGACGAGGCCAUUCGUGAGCAGGCCGAAGGAUACACUGUAUUCUCCAUUCCCGUGGGCGUGGUUUAUCGGCCGAAUGAAGCAAAGGUCAAGAAUCUGAAGGCGAAGGAUUAUCUCGGCAGAGCCCGGCUUGUGGCUGCGCAAGAAUACCAAAACUCCAACCCUCGGCGAGCGGCCGCGCUUGCUGCCGCAGGAGUGGACGACCGACCAGGCGAGAAGUUAUCCUAUGCCGCUCUGAACCUCGUGAGACCAGAUCUGCGAAGUAGAGCACACCGCCAGCAGUCCGAGCCACCACUUCGUAGAGACGUGUUUCCACCCACUCCGCCACCGGAAGUCGAAAGACCAGACUCGGCACAUGGCAGCACCCCCCGACGCAAGUCCACCGAAAGCACCAGUUCCGAGCGAUCCAAUCUGCAAGCUGCGCGACCAGCAGCCAAAGCCUUGCGGCUGGAGCUCGGCGUGGCAGCUUUCGAGCAACAGAAGUCGCCAGAGAAGCAAAGAUCAGCACCGCGGCGAGCAGAGUCAGAACGUCCACCGAUGCGUCGCGAGUAUUCUGACGCUUCGGCACGAUCGAGUGAUGGCAAGCGACGAGAUCGUGAACACCGAUCCAGCUAUCGCGAUGGCCCGGAAGUGCGGGUCGAGGAAGACCCGAUUGAAGCAUACAGCGAACAGGCAAUGCAACAGCAGACGUCCUCCCAUCAGCGCACGAGAUCCAGUGUCCAGCGUAACCAGCCUAUUCCGAUUGCAGAGGUCGAAGAGAACGAUCAAGGGUGGAAUACUACUACUGAUUCUCCCUUGGCCUUUGAAAUUAUCGCCCCCAGACCCACGCAUCAACGACAGCAAUCUCACUCUCGCCGCGCCCCGGAACUUCGCAAGAUACGAUUCAAAGUGCAUGCGGAAGAUAUGCGAUAUGUGAUGACCACACCGACCGUGACAUUUAAUCAAUUGUGCGAGCAGAUUCAGAAGAAAUUCGGGUUUCAGGACCCCUUCAAACUCAAGAUCAAGGACGAGGAGGGUGAUCUCGUCACCAUGGCGGACUCGGAUGAUCUCGACAUGGCCAUCAGUAUAUGCAGAGCUGCUGCAGCUCAGGACAUGGCCGACAUGGGGAAAAUGGAGGUCUUUGUUCAGCAGACGUAAAAGACAAUGUAAUAAUGAGAUAUAUACCCACACCAUCCACUUCAGUUCUUGAUAGUUUCAUUGCCAAGUAGUAAUGUACCUUAUUCGCGCAUCAUCAUCCAUAUAUGUCAUCUUGUAUAGCACUCAAGGUAGACAGAAAGUACAUCUACUUAGUAUAUAUAUUACAUCCCAAUUACUUUCAAC
This is a messenger RNA of Sphaerulina musiva SO2202, 2058 nucleotides long. RefSeq names its product TPR-like protein. Lineage: Eukaryota; Fungi; Ascomycota; Dothideomycetes; Mycosphaerellales; Mycosphaerellaceae. Gene Ontology annotation, molecular function: protein binding. Bases 268 to 1875 code for a protein of 535 amino acids. The transcript has a single exon. The record is from RefSeq and is a predicted model, not a curated record.